Molecule: messenger RNA, 367 nt
Organism: Racocetra persica
Lineage: Eukaryota; Fungi; Glomeromycota; Glomeromycetes; Diversisporales; Gigasporaceae
Source: the annotation of a GenBank genome assembly
AUGGUAUUACCAAAGGAUAUAAUAGAACAACAUUUAUGGCCUCAUAGAGAAAAUUGGAAGAAUUUAUAUUUAAAUAGUACAAUUAUUAGAAAAUUAACUAUAAAAAAUACUGAAUAUUUCAAAGAAGAAGAAGAAUCUGCAGUAACAGAAUUAUUAUUAGUAUAUGAUGAACUUUCUGAUAAUAGUAAAAAUAGUUUGGAAGAUGAAAAAGGGAAGAAUAUUGAUGAUAUGAUUCAAAAACUUAGAAAUAUAUAUGGGUCUUAUUUUUCAAAAAUUGCAGUUGUUGAUAAUAUGCAAUUAAUUGCAGCAUCUCUAAAAGAUCAAAAACCACAAUACAUUAUUGCAACUGUAUUAACUACAAUGCAAG